GAGUCUGCUGGCAGUGUUGGUUAUUGAAGCAUAGUCACUCGCAGGAAUUAUUUUGGCUGCUGCGUCAGUUUUUUUCUCUCUCUCUUCCUUCUUACUCACAUCUGGAGCGGGGAGUCACUUCCUCUGUCUGUGCUGCCCGCGUUGUGCUUUAACAGGGCUAGUCCUCUCGUCCUCUACUACCCCUUCCCCUCCUCCUCUGACAAUACUCCAAAGAGAUACGGAACACACUACCCCAGGGGGAUGGGACCUCCCCAAAACACUCUCAGCACAGGACCAACCAGGGACCCUGGACAUCCCCCACCAACACCCCCCACCCACCCUCUGGAAUCUACGUCUGAAAACAGAGAGGGAGAGAGAGAGACUGAAAUCUYGAGAGAACUGCAACCAUCAGAUGAACURUGUAGGGUGUUCCCCCUUUCCCUUAUAUGGCAAAACAACUGGGAAAUGAUUUGAAUUUGUCUGGUUUCUCUUGCACGGCUGCCUGGGCGCUGACUUCUAUCCACCACAGCAGGCUGUGCAGCAGGGUUUGUUUGUGUGGCUAACUGACUGCUUUUGGUUCUUCUUUUCUGUGUUGUUUGCAUGCAGGGCUUUUGAGGGGACAGCAGGCAGGAGCAUUGCUGGUGUUUGUGGUGAGGCUACAGGCACUGCUGUCAGUGCCCCCAGGGGUGGUUGGCUUUAUGCACCAUUGCUCCUCUCUCUCUCUCUCUCUCUCUCUCUCUCUCUCUCUCUCUCUCUCUCUCUCUCUCUCUCCUCCACAAUGGGCUCUGUCUGCCUGAGACGAACAUCCGGCUGGCAGCAGCCUGCACACUGAGACGGUGUCUUUCUGAGGGGGAACUAACAGCAAGGUGGGCCAAAGUUCAUCAAGAGGAAGCAACUGUAGUUCUGGAAUCUGGACACACACAGAAAUCUGUGGGAGGGUUAUUCACUCUGACUCUAAAACGGCAACAAUCCUCAACCACAACAGGACGCGUAACACAGUAAGACCCCGGAGGGGGUGCCUGUAGUAAAUGAGAAGGGCUGCUGUUGAUGUUCCUGAGUUGACCUUACUAAUUAMGACCAGGAUGCUGGAGAAGCUGUGAACACUCAAGAGGACAGCACAACGUGAGCUCCUGAUUGGAGGGUCCCAUGGUGCCAUGACACAGGUGUCUGAGACAGACUGUGUGUGUCGCCUCUGACCUUCUACCUUACUGUGGGUUACCCUGUUGGAAAGACAGACACUCCACUGACUGACAGGUGGACAACAACACCGUCGGAUGUCAUGGCGAUGGCGGCGUGGUACCACCGUGACAUCACCCGUGUGCAUGCAGAGGACCUGUUGGCCCGGGCUGGAAGGGACGGCAGCUUCCUUGUCAGGGACAGUGAGUCUGUGCCUGGAGCCUACGCCCUCUGUCUGCUGUUCCAACGGCACGUUCACACUUAUCGUAUUCUUCCUGAUGUAGAUGGCCUAUUAGCUGUUCAGACUUCUCAGGGGGUGCAGGUGAACUGGUUUCCGUUACACUGGGGGACCUGGUGGUUGGGGUACCAACACCCCCAUAAGGGUCUGGUUACCCCUCUGCUGUACCCUGUGGAGGGACAUGGAGCCUGGGAUGAGAGCUCAGGGCUACAGGAGCUCAACACAUCCAGCAAGGUGCUGAAAGCUCUUCAAGAUGCUGUGACCAAUCACAACCUUGGCUGUGCAGUCCUGCCCUCCGACUCUGAGCCGCUCUUGCCCAGCUCCAGCCCUGCUCAGCUCCGCCCCUGCUCCAGCUCCAGCUCCAGGCUCCUGCCCUGCUCCAGCUCCAGCCCCUGCUCCAGCCCCUGUCCCUGCCCCAGUCCCUUUCUUGCGCUAGCUCAAGUUCCAGAAGCCAGCAAGCUGCGCAUGGUCCGUGGGACAGUCAUCACAACACCACGGGAGCUCAUGUUUGAGAGUGCAAGGAAACGGCGAAGGCGUUCUGACCAGCUGCUACAGCUGAUGAAGACCAGGCCUCUCCGUUGCAGUGAACGCCUGAACGUCACUUCGCUUGUGGGCAGCUGGAACAUGAGGGAUCGGCUGGGUGAGCGUGUUGUGUCGUGGGUCGAACCCAGAAUGAGUCACACAGCUCUGCAUGCCUCUGAAUCUACUCCCUGGGUGGCAGUACAGUCCCUGUGGAACAUGAGGCUGGCAGUGUUUGUGAAGCCAGAGCACGAGAGUCGCAUCAGCCAUGUGAACACAGCCAGUGUGAAGACUGGCCUGGGGAACACACUGGGAAAUAAGGGUGCUGUUGGGGUCUCCUUCCUCUUCAACAGUACCUAUUUUGGGUUUGUUAACUGCCAUCUGACCUCUGGCAGUGAGAAAGUAGUCAGGAGGAACCAGAACUUUGCCGACAUCCUCAGGCUGUUGUCCCUGGGUGACCGGCAGCUCAGUGCCUUUGACGUGAGCCUGCGCUUCACACAUCUCUUCUGGUGUGGAGACCUCAACUACAGACUGGACCUGGAUGUACAGGACAUUCUGAAACAUGUGUCCAAGCGGGAGUUUGAUGAGCUCAUGUGUGCUGAUCAGCUAACACAAGAACGACACAAGAGAAAGGCCUUUCUCAAUUUCAAGGAAGAGAAGAUUGUGUUUCCGCCCACCUAUCGGUACGAGAGGGGGUCCAGGGACAGCUACCUGUGGCAGAAGUACAAGACCUCUGGCGUGCGUGUCAAUGUGCCGUCAUGGUGUGACCGGAUUCUGUGGAAGUCCUACUCAGAGACACAUAUCACCUGCAACUCCUAUGGUUGUACAGAUGACAUUUUCACCAGUGACCACUCGCCUGUUUUCGCCACGUUCCAUAUAGGGGUGACAUCAAAGUUCAAAACAGAGCCAAGCUUGAGCAUGGAGAGGGCCUGGAUAGAGUUGGAGGGCAUCGAGGCUAUUGUGAAGACAGCCGGCAAAGCCAAGUUCUUCAUUGAGUUUCACUCAUCCUGCCUUGACGAGAUCCGCCGUUCCAUAGAGAAUGACUCACAGAGCUGUGACGUGCCUUGCUUCCUGAAACUGGGCUGGUCUUCCAAGCAGCUGCCCAAGCUUCUCCCGAUCGUCUCUGACAUGGAGUACCUUCAGGAUCAGCACCUCCUGCUGUGCGUCAAGUCAUGUGAUGGGUUUGAGUCAUACGGUGAGUGCUGUGUGGCGCUGCGCUCCCUCAUCGGCGCGGCGGAGCAGUUUGAGACGUUUCUGACCCACCGGGGCGAGGAGAUGGGCUCCAUACGUGGGCGGGUCAGGGUCCACGUGCCCAAGGACCGGCGAAGAACACGUGAGAAGAUCUACGAGUGGUUCUGCUUCGAGAAGGACGAGAAGGGUCUGGUGAGGGGACACUUGUCUCCUCAGUCCACUCAGGCACCUAUCAGCCGAUCAUCACCCCCUCCACCCAAGCCAGCCCCUAGCAGUUACACAAACCCCGCUUACUUCAUAUUUGAAGGUGUGUCUGUCCUGCGCAGGGUGGAGGAGGCUCCACCCCCUCGUAGGGACCUCCAAGUGGUCUGGGCCGGCGACUCAGCGCUGCAGCUCCCAAAGCUCUCUGGGGGGCGUGGCUAUGACAGGAAGUCCGCUCGCAGGUCGGACUUCACUGAAAUCGAGAUUCCAGGCAUCCUGCCCCACUACUCCUCCUCCAAUGACCAUCAUCCUCCCCAGGCCAACUCCUCCUAUCAGCUCUUCCCAGCAAAAAACCCAUCGCCAAUCCCCCCUGCCGCAAACCCCACCACCACCUCUCACUAUCAUGAACAGCCCAUACAACCACAACCAAGCAAAAACAAUGUUGUCCAGGACACCAUCCUGCCUCCCAAGUACCUGAGGAACAUGUACACGGACCACUCCGCUGUCAUCAGAGAGACCCCCAGGAGAGAACAGCCUAGGGUGCACCAACAGGAACGAGCCAGCCCUGUAAGGAGCAAACCCACCUCCCUCUACCCCUAUGUGUCCACCCACGUGCCCCACGUCCAGGCCUCAGCCCCCUGGGUGGCGGAGCAGCCAGUUGAACCCCUAGGGGACCACUCCCUCACAGCCCUGCAGAUUGCCAAGUCACUAAGUGAGGUGGACUUCUUCCCUGUGGACCUCAGGGCUCCAUCCACACCAGGCCAGAGACCGGCCCAGAGGAAUGACCUGGCCAUGUCUACCGAGAGAGGCUACUGCUGGGAGAAAGAGGUCCUCCGUGGGGCUCCAGAGACUGUGCGGGAGCUACUCAGCACCCUGGGUCUGCAGAAUUACACCCUGGGACUCAGCCUCAAUGGCUGGGACGACCUGGACUACUUCAGUGGCAUCACAGAGGAGGACCUGCGUGCAGCCGGAGUGUCAAACCCCUCGCAUCGCCGGAGGAUCCUGGAGAACCUACCCAGGAUCUGGGAUUCACUAUAGACCUACUUACGUUGUUUGAGUUCUCAAACUGAAGCCGAUGGACAUCAGUGACAGAUGCCUGCCAUAAUGGAAUACAAGUCGCCUCUUCUCCACGCCAUCAUUUUAUUUACAGUAACAACGAGUUGCUUUUAUGCGAACACACAAAAGACGCAAUGCAUGUCCCAUGAAAUCCUCAUCUCAUAUCCCUUACCAUUCACGUGUACACCUUCAAAUGAGAGAUGUGGACUCAAGUCACUGUCAAACAUUUUAUAUCCAAUUUAGAUCCACAUAGCUAAAUAUUGAUUAUGCGUCUCCUCCGCAGUCACCAGAAUGUACUGUUUACUGAGCAUUCACACCCAAGACCUCUUCCCCUGCUCGUUCCACUCCUCUACCGAUAUAGAGAACAGCACAGAGCUUGUUAAAGCACUCAAUAAAGGCCAUGGAGGGGGAAAUAUAUAGCUGUACAUAUUUGCCAGUCCACGUUUUAACAUGGCCUGUAAAGUUAAUAUUAAAAACUGCCUGGUUUGCUGUCUGAUGGUAGCAUUAUGUUGUAACCAGGGUGUAGUUGAUUAUGUGAUAAGAGGAGAAUCCAUUGGGAGGAAUUAGUGAACCCUGGGCUAGUUUAUUUACAUUCUGUCCAUUACUCCUACAUUGUAUAUCCUGUUUCUCUAUCUGGUUAUCUCUCUCUUAGACCAUAACUCUUGUGUGCUCUUCAAGGGCCACACACCCAUUUAACAUGUGUUUCUGUGCACUGUACCAUUUUUUUUUUUUUACUGCCUUUUCAAACAGAAUUGUAUAAAACGAACUGUUGACUGAGUGACAGAUAGUGUGGGUUCUUACACAUUGCUAUUGUGUGAACGUUCGAGGGCGUUGAACCUGUUCUUGAUGCCUGUGGUUCUUUGUCAGCGGUGCCACUUAACUGUGGAUCUUGGCACUUUACAACUUUAUUCUCUGAAGGUUGUUGAAGGAAGUUCAUGAGUUUUACAUGUAUAUUACAUUCAUUCAACCCAAUGGGAGACGAUAUGAAUAAAACAAUAUUGUGACAACAUU
Salvelinus sp. IW2-2015 is the source of this 5371-nucleotide messenger RNA. NCBI's taxonomy places the organism in Eukaryota, Metazoa, Chordata, Actinopteri, Salmoniformes, Salmonidae. The record is from RefSeq and is a predicted model, not a curated record.